Molecule: messenger RNA, 1548 nt
Organism: Leguminivora glycinivorella
Lineage: Eukaryota; Metazoa; Arthropoda; Insecta; Lepidoptera; Tortricidae
Product: SREBP regulating gene protein
Exons: 4
Coding region: 208-810 (200 amino acids)
Biological process (GO): positive regulation of SREBP signaling pathway
Source: RefSeq, a predicted model, not a curated record
AUUUAUUUAGUUUUUCGUACACAACAGAAUCGCAAUCAAGAUAAUUUCAAGGCUUAUAAGUUAUUGAUAUAACUAUCAAUGAUGAUUUUAGAGAGAUUGUUAGAAUCUGCUCAUUACAUGUCAUCGUCAUAGGUCCUUAAAAAUGGUAGUGCGUACGCUAAGUGUCGACACAGUUUCUUGUUUCCAAUUUCAUUUAGAAGAUUUAAGAUGUGGUACGCGGCUUUAGUAAGGUUUAUUCGACGAAGGCUCGUCUUAGGAAUAAUAUUUGCAUCCUCACUGACAUACUGCAUCGUCAGUUUUUGGAGAGAGGGUGGAAGCAGGAACAUGGGAUACCAGGACAUCAUGAUUGAGAGGAAGCCGUUUGUUUGGCGAACACUACAGGAGCACAAUGAUACAGCAGAUAACAUUGUGUGUAGGAACUCGGUGCAGGGGAAAACAUUCAUAGUCGAUGACAGAGGUUAUGUCUGCAAAAGAAACCACAUGAACAAGAAUGGCUGCUGUGAGCCUGAUGCGGAGUCGACCAAGAGAUACGGCUGCGACAGCUGCAAAGAGAACCAUUGCUGUAUUAUAUACGAGUUCUGCGUCUCAUGUUGCUUGGAUCCGAGCAAGAGAGACAUGUUAGAGCUGGUGCUAUCAAAACUGUCAGCGGAAGAAAAUGUGUUAUUCCGUUCACUAUCAGAUGACUACGAGUUGUGCCUGACCAAGUGCCGGACCAGUUCCCACAGUGUGCAACAUGAAAACUCCUACAAGGACCCAACACACAAGCACUGUUUCGGAGACGAGCCCCCGGGGACCAGAAGCCCUGAUUAACAGUUGGUUAGCUUUAUGGUGGUUCAAUUUGCUGUAUUUUACUCGUGAGGAUUUUCAACUGGGGUUUUGGGCAGUGCAAUAACAUAAACCAACAAACAAGAUAGCAAAGCUCAUUCUUACUGUUUAACUGCACGCGGCAGCGGCUGGUCCAUACAAGCCGAUUCCCUCUGGCUUGCCUAAAAUUGAUUACUAGUAAAGUACCUAAUUUUAAGGUAGGUUUCUUUUAACUGUGUUGCCUACAAGAAAUUUUCACCAGCCGCCACUGCUACACAGAGAGUCUGAAAUAAAGCUAUGGGAACGGAUUAUAUCGCGUACAAUAUAAAUUAUGAAUUAGUUUAUAAUAUAAUUCGACGAUCAAUCCUUUUACAAUGUUUAUGGAAACAAGGUAUUCAAUCAUUAUGCAGAAUAUAAUCUGUUUCCAUGUUUUAUUUCACGAGUAACUAUUGCUGUAAUAGAUGACAAUAUUGAAACAGUUCUUAUAAAGAAGUGUGUAUAAUAAGCUUUGAUUUGACCUAUAUGGAUGGGUAUAAUAGACCCUAAAUUGAUGUGGCUUAUCUAGCAUACCUAGCCCUUACAAAUGCCAACCCUUUCAUUUCCUUGAAAAGUAGAGGCCUUGAAUGUGUUCAGAAACAUUGUCUGUAAAGCAAGGACGAUUUAAUACUGGACUGACAAAGCCCAUACAAAAAAGCGUACCCCUGAAAUGUAUGGGCCUUUUAGGCUUAAAACUAGAUGGCGCUG